AUGCAUGACUCCUCCUUAGAGUUCGCUCGCUUCUACUCCCACUCCCAGGGAGACCGUCUUCAACGUUGUGUGGAGCAACGAGUCAUCUACAGGUCAAAGCCCAGCGUCAUCUUCUUCUCCUACGAGCCUCUGUCUGCUCUUCUUGCCUGGCCUCCAGCGCAGGUGGCACUCGCACUCUUGAGCGGAGCAUGGAUAGCGCUUUGCGCGGUCAAGAUGCGCUGGGUGCAGGAGGCAGGCUACUUCUCGCUUGUGAUAGGAGGGAAGCGGGUGCGGGAGUACUCCACCGAGGCGUAUGCCAGGAGCCAGUUUCUUGCUUGCUCAUGGGAGAUGCCUCUCGAGAUCGCCACCAACUUCAUAUCCGGGGUGAUCUGUGUAGUCGUGGUUUUGCUUGCGUCGAGGCGUCAGAUUGAAGUUGCCAAGCUGGUGGUCAUAGCCUACGGUGUACUCGACGCGAUCCUCAACCUCCUCAUCUUCGUGAGGAUGAUGAGUCAAGGCGCCGGCCGGACCGGGCUCAACACCCCGAGCUACAGCUUCAUCGUCUUCGUCCUGACGGUCAGUGGGCGGGGGGACGCAUGGGAGGGCGGGCGGGCUGAGAGCUCAGUGCAGGACCUCCUUGUCUUCCCUGUGCCGGUAGCCUACAUCGAGCCUUACGCCGUCGAGCUCGUCGCGCUGUCGGGCGCCAUCAGAACUGGGACGGGGCUCGCCGCGGGAGGGUGGCGGUACCCGAGUGUUGGGAUGCUUGGGGCCGGGGCGGCUUUCCUCUUGAUGCGAGAGCGGCUGCGGCUGCAGGCACUGCAGGAGGCCCGGAAGGAGGCUGCUUGCGGGUUGGAGGAGCGAUGGGAGGAGAUGCGGACAAGCUCGGCGAUAGAAACCUUGAGCCGCGUGGUGAAGCGAGCUACGGCGUAUGCAGAGCUGGAUGGCAGGUGCCGGGAGCCGAUAGUGGUCGUAAGCACCGAGGACUCAAGCCAGAGCCCAGAGGAGAUAGAGGCGGAGGAGCCGCGCUCUGCUACAGGGCGGCAGACACACCAGGCAUGUGCGGCGUCCCUGGACCAGCUCUACGCGCAGGCGGUCCUCCUCGACCCCAUCUUCCUCCUCAAGGUCCAGUCGCUCGCCGAGACCGUCGACGGCUACUUGCCAGCAUGGGAGGGUAGAGAGGGGCCCUCGUACGUGCGCUGGCGGGAGGCGGUAGCAGAUAGAUCGAUGGAGAGGCGGGUGAGGUGGGCGAGCAUCAAGAGCGCGUCGAGGGCCAUCGAGAAGGUCCAGCUGCUAUGCCACGGCAGACUCUCAGACCUCACGGACGUGGUGCGGCAGAGCCUUGUGUUCACGGGGGUAGAGGAGCUGACGGAGGGCGUGAGGGCAGUGCUGGAGGACCCGGAGCUGGAGGUGGUGAGGAUCAAGAACAGGCUGGACGAGGCGUACGACUCGAGGCUGUCGGGGGGGUAUCGGGACGUGGCGAUCAACGUGCGGGUGGUGAACGAGGAGACGAGGAGGAAGGGGGUAGAGGGGCACGUGUGCGAGCUCAGGCUUGCAGUCAUGCCCAUGCACCAGCUGGUGUAUUCGACCUCAUCAUUGAGGUACCAGAGCUAUAAGCAGAUUCUUUCAUUCCGCAGGGACUGCUUCAAGCCUUGGCAAGUGCUGGGGAUGCUUGCAAGACAGCUGAGCCUGGGCUUGCUUGUUCCUGCUAGCCUGCGCAGCGGCGGAGCUUCGAUGUCGCCGAGCGACUUUACCUCCUCCCUAUCCUCGUGCAAGGACGAGGAGGGAGACAGGUCUGAAGUCACGCUCGCGAGAGUCAGAAGCCAUCAUCGAGGAAACGUGCUUGACGAGCACCUUGAGAGAGCAGCGCACGGCCUUGACGAAGUAGCGACUUCCACCAUCAUGUUCUCGUCCACCCCUCUCACCAACGCUGUGAACAAGCAUUUCUUCCAGGCCAUUCUCUUCAUGGUAGGUGUCGCCUACGGCUACUUCGUGUUUGCUGGGGCGAAAGCGCACGCCACCUUCACAAACGGCGCCAUGAGCUCGACCCUGUAUCGCCUGGAGCUGAGGCGGGUUCGAGACCGAUCAGUGGGUGCGCGAGCAGAGCUGUACAAGAGCUCUUUCGCGCUGGUCAGAGACGCCUGCUCGCGCUUCCAUCCCUCAUCAGUGUCCGUGGACAAUGCUUCCCUCUACUUCACCUUCAAUGAGUCCGUCGUGGUCAACGGCUGGCAGCUAGAGAUCGCUGCAGAUCCGGAGCAGGCGCAGUACGACCCUCAGGAGCUCGUGCUGGAGCGAUGGGAGCAAGCGACCAAGGCAGGGAACGCGUCAUGGGUGGAAGUCUCCUCCUUCUCAUGCAGCGACUGGCCGGGGCUGCAGCUUUGCGACGCCUCUCCAGAGCUGGCCAGGGGCACGAGCAUCCGUUUCGAGCUGAGGCAGACAUGGCGGAGUACCUUGCGAUACGUAAACUACGUCUUGCCAAGUUCUUUCUGCUUCCUGGCGGUAUUUUUUGCUCUUAUGCGCAACUCAUUCGUCGCAAAGACUUUCGCUGCUUCCUGCUUUCAUGUUGUCGGCUUGAUGGAGCUGGCCACGUCGAUGCCUCUGAGCUUGCGAGACCCCUUGAGCGCCCAUGACUUCUUGUUUGGCAUCGCAGACCUCAGUUACGGCCUCAUCCUGCAGUUCCGGGAGAAGUACACACUGCACGUGCUGCCCGUUUACAUUAUUUUCAUAAGCAUUGGAGCAACAGCCGUUGACAUGGACUGGUUCCGCAGCUCCAAGUCCUUCAGCAUGGACUACAUUCCCUUUACAGCAUAUGUGCUGCUCUCCGUGUGGCUCUACUUCCAGGUAUCACGGAAGCUUCAGUUUCGCAGGGCCAUGAGCUACGUCAAGGAGGAGCAGGUCAAGUACGACCAGUGCUGGGCCCUGCUGCUCGAGCAGGAUGACAGUAAGCCGCAGCUGACCAGGCUCGCCGACAUCUGCAGCCUCCAUCCUGCUGGAAGAGCCGAGCAGUGGAGCUCUCGAGACGUCGACUGCGAGAACAGCAAGCCCAGCAUCUUCGACCUUUCCCUCCUGUGCGUGCCCUCAUGGACUGGACCGGGCAAGGCCAACCCUGUCAUGAGGGUCGAGUCCCUGGACCAGCUCUACGCGCAGGCGGUCCUCCUCGACCCCACCUUCCUCCUCAAGGUCCAGUCGCUCGCCGAGACCGUCGACGGCUACUUGCCAGCAUGGGAGGGUAGAGAGGGGCCCUCGUACGUGCGCUGGCGGGAGGCGGUAGCGGAUAGAUCGAUGGAGAGGCGGGUGAGGUGGGCGAGCAUCAAGAGCGCGUCGAGGGCCAUCGAGAAGGUCGUGCGGUCGUACAGCUACCAGGUCUACUGCCUCACGGACGUGGUGCGGCAGAGCCUUGUGUUCACGGGGGUAGAGGAGCUGACGGAGGGCGUGAGGGCAGUGCUGGAGGAUCCGGAGCUGGAGGUGGUGAGGAUCAAGAACAGGCUGGACGAGGCGUACGACUCGAGGCUGUCGGGGGGGUAUCGGGACGUGGCGAUCAACGUGCGGGUGGUGAACGAGGAGACGAGGAGGAAGGGGGUAGAGGGGCACGUGUGCGAGCUCAGGCUGAUCCUGAAGGAGUUUCAUGCGCUCAAGUCGAUGGAUGGGCACAAGAGGUACGUGAGAUUUCGAAACAGUAUCGGGGAGUAG
Messenger RNA from Guillardia theta CCMP2712, 3663 nucleotides. RefSeq lists its product as hypothetical. The record is from RefSeq and is a predicted model, not a curated record. Bases 1 to 3663 code for a protein of 1220 amino acids. The transcript has 2 exons. NCBI's taxonomy places the organism in Eukaryota, Cryptophyceae, Pyrenomonadales, Geminigeraceae.